Molecule: messenger RNA, 435 nt
Organism: Trichomonas vaginalis G3
Lineage: Eukaryota; Parabasalia; Trichomonadida; Trichomonadidae
Exons: 1
Source: RefSeq, a predicted model, not a curated record
CUUCUUGACGAAAUUCAUAGACAAGAACGUGAAGAGCUAGAGAACAAGCUUGAAGCAAAAGACAAAAACAUUCAGAAAAGAAUACCACGUUCGGUACCAAAAGGAAAGGAAAAGAACUAUAAGUAUAUGAUUUAUACUGAAGAGAUGGAAAAUGAAGAAGACAGAGAUAUGGUUAUGUUGCAUUUAGUCAGAAGAAACAACAAAAGCUUUUACGACCUUGCUAAGAUUUACAAAUCUGACAGAAAUUGGUUCUAUCGCGAAAACUUACCGAUUUCAAUGACACCAAAUGAUGAUGUGAAACAAAUAGUUCAAGAUACGUUACCUCAAACACACUAUGAUAUUAAAGGUUGUACAAUACUUACCUUCAAAGAAGAUUUGCCGCUACUGAAAGAAAAAAUAACAGAGUAUUUUGACAACUUCAAACAAGCAGAGUAA